AUGGUUCCGAAUAUUCCAGGUUUCAACAUUUUAUUGGUCCGCCUUGCCAUGGACUUGGCAAAUACAGCAUACAGUGGCAUGCGCGCUUUCACAGGCGGAACUAUGAUGUAUAACAAUUCUAGAAGUGCAAAAGGACAACCAGUUUUUUAUGUCUAUGAAAAGAAUUCCGCUCUUUGGGUUUGCAUUAGAGGUUCAGUAUCACAAGCUGAUUGGGAAACCGAUUUCGAUUACAAGGAAUCUCCUCAUAAAUUUGGAAAUUAUUCAAUAACUUGCCAUGGUGGCUUCUAUAAGAGUGCCAAAUUUGUAUAUAGUAAGAUCAAACAACUUCUUUAUGAUUAUGAUGGCUAUAUUUAUAUAACUGGACACUCUUAUGGUGCAUCCGUUUCAACUAUCGUUUCGUUAAUGGCAAUGACUGAUCCUAAUUUAGCAGGAAAGCUUGACAAAAUAGGUGGAUUUUGUUUCGCUGCGGCUCCAUCUGUUAAUAAGAUUCCUUCUCCAUAUGAUAAAAAGAUUUGCACAUUUGUAUAUAAUAAUGAUAUUGUUCCAACAAUUUCUAUUCCUAAUUCCUAUAACAAUUUCAAACCAAUGAUUCCGAAAUCAAAAGCUUCAAAACCUUUUGUGGUUGGAAUCAUCCAAGCAGCAAUUUCAAUAUUUAACAAUCAGAAGCAGCAAUUUAGUAAAUCUCUUUACAAGGCCAUUAUGGCAAAGGUGGAUCCAAUUGUAGACGACUUAAUAACUUAUAGUAUAAACCAAAGUUACAUUAAAGUUUCAAAUCUUGUUGGCACUGUAUACGCACUAAAUAAUAAAAACGAAAAACUUGAAGCCGAUCUUGUUCCCGGAACAAAAUAUAAACUUGUCUCAAUUUCUGCAACUUCUAUGGAUGAUCACCAUCAAUCUAAAUAUAUUAAUGCUCUUAAGCAUAAAACCGAUUGA
This is a messenger RNA of Trichomonas vaginalis G3, 933 nucleotides long. Its product is annotated as lipase. NCBI's taxonomy places the organism in Eukaryota, Parabasalia, Trichomonadida, Trichomonadidae. Gene Ontology annotation, biological process: lipid metabolic process. The record is from RefSeq and is a predicted model, not a curated record. The transcript has a single exon. Bases 1 to 933 code for a protein of 310 amino acids.